Messenger RNA from Gadus chalcogrammus (walleye pollock), 1013 nucleotides. It is a transcript of the gene cxxc4, whose product is annotated as CXXC finger 4. Lineage: Eukaryota; Metazoa; Chordata; Actinopteri; Gadiformes; Gadidae. The record is from RefSeq and is a predicted model, not a curated record. The coding region runs from base 180 to 1013 and encodes 277 amino acids. Gene Ontology annotation, molecular function: methyl-CpG binding; zinc ion binding. The transcript has 2 exons. Gene Ontology annotation, cellular component: nucleus.
GUCGCUAUAUGGUUUCAGACUGGUAGCGUCUAUACCGUCUCUUCUCAACAGUAGGACCCUCGCAGUGGAGACCAGUAACCAGGAUGGUCACUCAUCGCAUGUAACCAUCCUCAGUUUGACCACGGCCAUCGAGACCACCGAUUCCUCCCAGUGAACCUUGUCAACCCCCUGCCUCAGCCAUGUCGAGUAUAAACAAUGCGCUUUGCAUCGAAAAUGGACAGAACAUUGACCUUUCUCUCUUGAAGGAUAAUCUUCAGGACGGUGGAUUAAGCCAGCUUUUGGAUUAUAAUGCCGAGAUGGAAAGGUACCGGUCUUUUGCGAACUUUUACAAAACCAACGGCGCGUUUCCACAGACUGCCAAGAUUGCCCGCAUCACGACGCCCAUUUUCCCCAGCGCCAGAAUUGGCAUGUCCCCUUGGAACUGCGAUAACGCCAUGCUCUGGGGGAGGAAAUCAGCGGCAAUAAACCCUAAUAGGACCAGCAUGCAUAGAAACGACUCCCAGAGGCCGGGGAAGCCUGGCAUGGUGCCAGAGUCGCUGCAAAUGGCAAAUAAUAAUUUCCUCUCUACCUUAUCCCCCGAACACUGCAGACCUUUAGCAGGAGAAUGCAUGAACAAGCUGAAAUGCGGCGCUGCUGAAGCAGAGAUAAUGAAUCUCCCAGAACGCGUUGGAACUUUUUCCGCUAUUCCGGCUUUAGGGGGCAUCUCAUUACCUCCCGGGGUCAUCGUCAUGACAGCCCUUCACUCCCCCGCAGCCUCAGCAGCCGUUACAGACAGUGCGUUUCAAAUUGCCAAUCUGGCAGACUGCCCACAGAAUAAUUCCUCUGCAUCCAGUGGAAACCCGGCGAAGAAGAAGAGGAAAAGGUGUGGGGUCUGCGCGCCCUGCAGGCGGCUCAUCAACUGUGGCGUCUGCAGCAGUUGUCGGAACCGCAAAACCGGCCACCAAAUCUGCAAAUUUAGGAAAUGCGAUGAGCUGAAGAAGAAGCCGGGCUCGUCGCUGGAGGUGAGAACUUAG